CAGUAAUAAUUAACUUUACAUUUCAUAUGUUGUUACACAGAAUUCCAAAAACAUACUAUUUUUUUUUUCAAAGUUUAAAGCUGUUUAAAAUUUGUUAUAAAAGUGUUUUUCGGCCAUAAUGGUUAGUAAUUCGAAAAAUUACAGUCAUUCGUCUGUCAUUGUAUUGGUGUUAUUUCUUAUGAUUUCUAAUCUGUGGAUAUUGCCCGUGGAGAAUGCUAAGAUAUUGGCCGUGGAGACGCUUGGAUGCAAAAGUCACUGGAACUUUAUGAGCGCUGUGCUCCGAUCGUUAACGGACGCCGGUCAUAGCGUAACCGUGUUCACCCCGCUGACAGACGGCGACCGGACGAACUACACGGAAGUGGAUUUAUCCAAAAAUUUUCCGAUUCUAAUGGCUAAGGAUAUGAGGGAAACAUUGAACGUUUACCGCAAUCCGAUUGUAUACAUGAAUAUGAAGACUGGGUUGAACAAGCGAUAUUGUGACUCGGUUUAUGGGAACCGACAGUUCAAUGAAAUAAUCCGUAACCUCAACGCAGAUUUUGACGUGAUCAUAAUGGAACCAUUGAGCGUUGAUUGCAUGUCAUACUUGGCAAGCACACUGAACUUACCAAUAAUUUAUGUGAUCCCGUCCCCCAUGAUAACUUAUGCGGAACGUAUGUUUACCGGACAUCUCUCGAACCCUGCGGUUGUGUCUAAUUUAUUAGCACAACAAGCCGUUCCCAAGACGUUCAUCCAAAGAACCGUAAACACCGCUCUUUUGGUGUAUAGUAUGCUAGUAACUACAUACGAUGAAUGGGUGCUGAGAUUUACUAAUCCAAGAUUGUACGACUCGUCUCCGAAGGUCCAUCCAUCUGUAAUAUUUCAAAAUUCCCAUUACAUAACUGAAACUUCGAGACCAGUUGUGCCUAAUCUUAUUGACAUCGGCGGUAUUCACUUAAAACCAUCUAAAAAUAUACCACAAGAUAUAUUAGAUUUUAUCGAGGACUCGCCCCAUGGAGUUAUUUAUUUCACAUUUGGUUCAAUAAUUCAAUCAUAUACAUUACCAGAACAUAUUAUAAAUUCAUUCAAAGAAGCAUUUGCUAAUGUUCCACAAAAAGUUUUAUGGAAAUUUGAAGGUGAAAUGAAAGAUGUUCCAAAGAAUGUUAUGAUAAGAAAAUGGUUUCCUCAACGAGAUAUUCUUCUGCAUCCCAAAAUAAAACUAUUUAUCAGUCAUGGAGGUAUAUCCGGAAUUUAUGAAGCUGUUGAUGGCGGAGUUCCUGUACUCGGAUUUCCUUUGUUUUUUGACCAGCCGAGAAAUAUAGAUAACUUAGUUAAUGCUAAAAUGGCAAUAAGUAUGGACCUGUUCACAAUCAACAAAGAAAAAUUGUUAAAUAACAUUGUAAAUCUCAUUAAUAACGAAAAAUACAUGAGAAAUGCGAAAAUUGCCUCUCAACGUUUCAAAGAUCGACCUAUGUCACCAGAGCAAUCAGUUGUUUAUUGGACGGAGUAUGUUAUUCGCCAUAAAGGAGCAGAUCAUUUAAAAUCCCAUGGACUUAAUCUAACGUGGUAUCAAUAUUUUCUAUUGGAUGUGAUUGCUGUCAUAUUAAUAUUUAUUACAUUAGUAUUAUUCGUAAUUUAUAUAUUUUUUAAAUUGAUGUGUAAGUAUAUAAAUUAUAUACCUAAAUAUUCACACAAUUAUGUUAGAGCCCUUUUAAUUUGGCCUUGGAUUAAUAAUUUAAACAGUUUAAAAUAUUUACCAUUAUUAUGGUGAGUAGCAACAAUUACAUUUAAAUUUAAACUUGUAGGUACUAUUGUCACAAAAUUUUUACCAUUCCUAUUAGUUUUUAUGAUAAAGCUUGUCAUUGAUAUGAACAGAAAUUAUAAAAAUAGGUAAUAAUGUACCUAUUAACUGUUUAAAAUCUAAUUCAAAGACAGCUUAACCAAAAUAUUAUGUACAUAUAACAUAUGACUAGGUAACCUACUUAUUAUUUAUAUAAUUUUAUUUAAAAAAAACUAUACAUUGUAUUCUUGUAUUAACUAUUAGGUAUAUGUAUAUUAAUAUUAUAUAUAUUAUUAUAAUUAAGACUCAAACUAUUUCUUAUAUGCAUA
This is a messenger RNA of Rhopalosiphum padi (bird cherry-oat aphid), 2085 nucleotides long. RefSeq names its product UDP-glucosyltransferase 2-like. Bases 119 to 1747 code for a protein of 542 amino acids. The transcript has 4 exons. The record is from RefSeq and is a predicted model, not a curated record. NCBI's taxonomy places the organism in Eukaryota, Metazoa, Arthropoda, Insecta, Hemiptera, Aphididae. Gene Ontology annotation, molecular function: UDP-glycosyltransferase activity.